AUGACAACUGAGGAACAAAGUUAUAAUCGUUCAGAUAUUCGAUCAGAUGUUUCCUGGGGAAAUGAUCCAUGUCAACAACAGCAAUCAUCACGGCAAGUAAAAAGUCCGACCGUAAAAAUUAAUCCUAAUUUUAUUAUAGAAGGUCAAGGGUUUACACCUAAAUUAUCUUUUUAUAUUAAUAAUAAUGCAACCUUCUUGUCGUUAUACAAAUACAAUGAAUGGAGUACAAAAUCAUUCGAUUCUCGUUUGGAAAUCAUGUAUGAAGGAAGAGAUAAUGAUAAACAACCUAAAGAAUUAAGAACAGAAGCUUCUAAUUAUGAUAAUCCCGGAUAUCCUUCUUACGGAGGAAAUUUAUAUCAACGUAAACCAACUGAUGAAAGUACUUCUUAUUCUGAUGAUGAGGAUAAUCUAUUACUUGAACUUCACCUUUCUGAUAAGGAACUUCUUUCGUUAAAUAAGCCACUUGAAGAACAAAUUAAUGAACAAUCAUCUGAACUCGAAAACCUUUCAUCUUUGAAUUUAACUACUAAAUUAUUUGAGCAAGAAACUCAAAUUAAAACGAUUAAUGAUGACAAUGAAGAAAAUAAAAAGACAAAGGCGACAUUAUUUUAUGAUCCGAGAAAUCUUCCUCUUCAUACUUGCCAAGAAUUAUAUUUGAUAGAGUUACAAGAAACUUUUAUGAAAAAUCAAAGAUUAAAUUUAUGGAAAUUACUGCCGAAUAAAUAAAUAUUUUAUCUAUCUAUAUAGAAUAGUAGAAGUUAAAUUUGGAUUUUUUCUUUGUAAAGGACAUUUCUAAUACGUUGGCCGGUAUUUAGGUUUUUCGCUUAGUCCUAAUAAACUUCUCGUAAUGACGUAUAUUCAUUAAAGAUAUUAAUAAUAUUUUAGUCUAUGGCGGUCUAUUAAUUUAAUAAUAAAAGUAUUGCGUC
Rhizophagus irregularis DAOM 181602=DAOM 197198 is the source of this 926-nucleotide messenger RNA. The record is from RefSeq and is a predicted model, not a curated record. Lineage: Eukaryota; Fungi; Glomeromycota; Glomeromycetes; Glomerales; Glomeraceae.